Molecule: messenger RNA, 1680 nt
Organism: Vigna angularis (adzuki bean)
Lineage: Eukaryota; Viridiplantae; Streptophyta; Magnoliopsida; Fabales; Fabaceae
Exons: 4
Coding region: 1-1680 (559 amino acids)
Molecular function (GO): protein dimerization activity
Source: RefSeq, a predicted model, not a curated record
AUGAAAAAAGGAUACAAAGAAGAAGUUGAUGCUCAAGUUGCUGAAUUCUUUUACACCAGUGCCAUUCCUUUCAAUGUAAUUAGAAAUCCAGCAUUUGCAAAGAUGUGUGAAAUGAUUGGUAAGUAUGGAGUUGGAUACAAACCACCAUCUUAUCAUGAUAUUAGAGAGAAGCUCUUGAAACAAGCUGUGAAGAAAACAGAUGCAAAUCUUGAGGAAUAUAAGGAGGAGUGGAAGAAAACUGGAUGUACAAUUAUGUCUGAUGCUGAUAAAGUUUUCAAAAUGUUGGAUGAUGUUGUCGAGUUUGUUGGAGAAGAAAAUGUUGUUCAAGUUGUCACUGAUAAUGCUGCAAAUUUCAAGGCAGCCGAAGAGUUGUUGAUGCAAAAGAGGGAAAAAUUGUAUUGGACUCCAUGUGCAGCACAUUGCAUUGAUUUGAUAUUCGAAGAUUUUGAAAAAAAUUUGAAGGUCCAUGAAUUGACCAUUAAGAAGGGAAGAAAAAUUACAACUUACAUUUAUGGGAGAUCAAUGUUGAUUUCCUUAUUGAAAAAGUUUACUAAAGGUAGAGACCUUAUAAAACCGGGUGUGACUAGAUUUGCCACGGCUUAUUUAACUCUUGCUUGUCUUCAUGAAUUGAAGGCAUCGUUGUUGACCAUGUUCAGCUCUGAGGAAUGGAAGACAAGCAAGUUUGGAACUUCACAAGAGGGGAGAAAAGUAGCACAUGUAGUAUUAGAUAGCCGAUUUUGGAAGAAUGUCUCCAUAUGCUUGAAAGCUGCUGCCCCUCUCAUGGUUGUCUUAAGAUUAGUGGACUCAGAUGUAAAACCUGCAAUGGGUUUCAUUUAUGAAGAGAUGGACUGUGCAAAAGAGAAGAUUAGGUCUAACUUUAACAAUAUCAAAAAGAGUUAUGAAGAGGUUUGGAGAAUAAUUAAUGCUCGAUGGGAUAAUCAGCUUCAUAGGCCUUUGCAUGCAGCUGCCUAUUUUCUAAACCCUCAUUUCCACUAUGAACCUAACUUUAGAUCUGAUGAUGGUGGAGAGGUGAAAGAAGGAUUGUAUUUUUGCAUGAGAAGAUUGAUACCAGAUAUGGCAGAAAGAAGAAAAAUUAAUUUACAAAUUGUUGAAUUUCAUAAUGCUAGAGGCCUGUUUGGAAUGGAAGAUGCAAAAGAGUGUAGGAAAGAGUUAAAUCCUGGGGAAUGGUGGGACAUGUUUGGUGAUGGAACUCCAAAGUUGAAGAGAUUUGCUAUUCGAAUUAUAAGCUUGACUUGUAGUUCUUCUGGAUGUGAGCGUAAUUGGAGUUCAUUUGAAAUGGUUCAUACAAAGAGAAGGAAUCGUUUACAUCAAAAAAAGAUGAAUGAUUUAGUUUAUGUGAUGUAUAACUCCAAGCUGAAAAGUAGACAGAUUCGAAAAACUAUAACUCUUCCAUUUGAUGACAUAGAAUCAGAUGAUGAAUGUAUAGCUGAAGAGACAGAUGAUGUUGUUGAGAUUGAUCAAGUUGAAGGUGAAAAUGAUAGUGAAAAUGUUCACUUAGAUGGAGCAACAACAGAUCCUGUUUUAGAUGCUCUUGAUCUUGAUAACAUAACAUUUGAGAAUAAUGAGGAUGCACAAGCACAACAUUCAUUAGAGGAAGAGUUAGAUGAUGAUGAUGAUGAUGGAGAUGAUGAUGCCAUUAUUAGAGGAUUAGAGGAUUAG